AUUUUUCUGUUGAAUUUCCGCAGCGAAUUAAACGGUAGUGAUGGGGAUACUCGAGAAAAUAUCAGAAAUUGAGAAAGAAAUCGCUCGGACGCAGAAAAAUAAAGCUACGGAGUAUCACCUCGGAGUGCUGAAGGCUAAGUUAGCGAAAUAUCGUCAACAGCUCCUUGAGCCAACCGGGAAGAAAGGGGAGAAGGGUGAGGGAUUCGAUGUGCUGAAAUCUGGUGAUGCCCGUGUCGCACUGAUAGGAUUUCCAUCCGUCGGAAAAUCGACCUUAUUGAGUACCCUGACGGACACCCACAGUGAAGCAGCUUCCUACGAGUUCACGACUUUGACUUGUAUCCCUGGCGUCAUAAGCUAUAAUGGGGCCAACAUUCAGUUGCUGGAUCUUCCGGGAAUCAUAGAAGGUGCUGCGCAGGGCAAAGGUCGAGGUAGGCAAGUUAUAGCUGUCGCAAGAACCGCGGAUUUGGUGCUUAUGAUGCUCGAUGCGACGAAGGGCCAUGUUCAACGAGGCCUACUCGAAGCUGAGUUGGAAUCAGUAGGAAUUCGUCUCAACAAACCGAAGCCCAACAUUUAUUUCAAGUUGAAGAAAGCCGGAGGAAUUUCCUUCAACGCCACGUGCAUACUAUCGAAAAUCGACGAGAAGCUGGUGCAGAUGAUCCUUCACGAAUAUAAAAUAUUCAAUGCCGAGGUGCUUUUCCGAGAGGAUUGUACUGCGGACGAGCUGAUCGACGUGAUCUGCGCAAAUCGAGUUUACUUGCCGUGUUUGUACGUUUACAACAAAAUAGAUCAAGUAUCUAUGGAAGAAGUAGACCGGUUGGCGAGGAUGCCGAAUACAGUCGUCGUUAGCUGCAAUAUGAAAUUGAACUUGGACUAUCUACUGGAAACUGUGUGGGAAAUGUUAGCCUUGGUCAGGGUUUACACGAAGAAGCCCGGUCAACCGCCGGAUUUCGACGAUGGCUUGAUUUUGCGGAAAGGAUGUAAUGCGGAACACGUUUGCCAUGCAAUUCAUCGAACGAUUGUAGCAACUUUCAAGUACGCGCUAGUUUGGGGGACCAGUACCAAGUUCAACCCCCAGCGAGUCGGACUGAACCAUGUAAUGAACGACGAAGAUGUGAUCCAGAUUGUGAAGAAGUGAUCUGGUCUCAUUGCUUGCGUGUUGAUCCAGAGACGUUUUCUUGUUGUCAAGGAAUAAAUCCUUGCUUUUGCCAACAA
Messenger RNA from Notodromas monacha, 1212 nucleotides. The record is from the annotation of a GenBank genome assembly. NCBI's taxonomy places the organism in Eukaryota, Metazoa, Arthropoda, Ostracoda, Podocopida, Cyprididae.